CGGUCCCGAUCACAGCGCGACAGGGAGCGGCGGCGGAGGAGGGUGAACCUGGCCGAGCAGCGGGCCACGUCCCUGUCCUCCGGCUCCGACCGGGAGGGGACCAACGCUGUCCUGGGUCCGGGUGGGAGGGAGUGUCGGCCCGGGUUUGGGAGACACAGGCCUCCCCGCCGGAGGAAGAGGGAGUCUGUGUCCUGCGAGGAAGACAUCAUCGAUGGCUUCGCUAUUACGAGCUUUAUCAGUCUGGAGGCGCUGGAGAUGGACUGCUCUCUGAAGCCCAGUCAGCGCACUGAUAUGCUGGGAAGGAGGAACAAGGGGAAGAGAGGGCCAGAGGAGAACGGUGGGGGGCCGCUGUCGGAGCCGGAGGAAGGAGCCCCGCACAGCUACUCCAGCAGUUGUUGGAACAAAAGCCGAAACAAGAGGAGAAGAAUAGAGCGACACCCUUUGGAGACGGGCUACAUUUGUGACACAGAGAGCGAUACAGGAGACAAGGCCUCCGACAAUGACAUGGACCCAGUCUUCACAGUCAGUACUAGGAAAGCUGUGGAGCCUGCCCCCUCAAACAUGGGCACAUCGAUGGGCAAGAGCUGCCCGCCUCUACCGGCCCGUUGUGGCGGCGUCUCGCGGUUGAUGGUGACCCCGAGAGUCUCUGGCCUGGAGCGAAGCCAGGAGAAAAGCUUGGAGCAGCAUUUCCCAGAGCCGGUUUGUUCUUCUACCUCCUUCUCUUUCCUGCCUUCCCCGGUCAAAUCCUCAGGCACCGUCCCCCGGCCCAACGGCAGCCGCCACAACGGUAGUCCCCCGCUCUCCAAACCCAAAUCCUUCCUCGGUUUGCCUGGACGCUCUCACUCCAUCUACAACAGGAGCAGCACCCCAGUCAAACCUCCUUCCUCUGCUUCAUCUGUUGCAUCUUCCUCAUCCUCCAUGCGCCCCCCGACUCCCUCCACCAGUGUGUCGCUGCCCUACAACAGGGGCUCAGGAGUCUCAGGGCCCCUCCGACCCCCAUCCCGAGCCAGCUCUGGGGCCCUAUUUACGUCCUCACCUGGCCUGCCUCCCCCUCCCCCUCUGCUCCAAGGUCCUGCCCACUCAACUGCAGCAGAUCAGGAAAUAAUGCGUCACAACUUAAACUCACACUACUUGAAUUCACAAGACCGCGAGGGCAGACGCAGCGUCCCAGGGGCUGAAAAUAACGCAGCAGCUGCAGGCCGCUCCACUCCCGGUGGUCCAUCAGCAUCGAGCUCCGCCCCGGGUUCAUCGGGCCGGACGUCGCAGAACCAGUCGAACAUCCCACCCAUGGCCUUCCAGUUCCAUCAGCACAACCACCAGCACCAACACACGCACACACACCAACACUUCACACCCUUCCUGCACCCCACAGCUACCGCACCGCCUCUGUUUGAUAAGUUUCCUGGCAAAAUGGACGGGCUGUACCGACACACUUUUUUCCAACAAUACCCACCGCCCUCAGUGCCGAGUAUCCAGCCUGUGAUUCCUCCCACUGGGCCUUUCAGCUCCUUGCAAGGAGCAUUUCAGCCAAAGCCUCUUGUCCCUCAGGGAACGGGUCCUGAUAUAAGCGCACGACUUGGGGUUGUGCCUCACCACCUGCAGCCCAAAGACCCCAGGCUAACUGAUCCAUUUGGGACAUCGUUGAAAAUCAGUAAUAAACCAGGAAAAUGGUGUGCUAUGCAUGUAUACGUGGCCUGGAUGAUUCUAAGAGAUCAGAAAAAAGAAAAGCUGAUGCAGGCUGAUCCUCACAAGUCUGGGGGACUGGGACCCCUGGGGCCCAUAGGAGGAGCCCUGCCUCCCACUCAUGAUCUGACCAGGCCUCCCAGUCUGUUCUCAGCGACAGGGCCAGUCAAUCCGUCCUCAGCUCCUUUCAUCUCUCCAUCAACGCCCCACUCCUCUUUCCUCGCACCAGCUGCACACUUGGAUCUGUAUGGCCGAUCCCCACCCUUCACCCCACUGGGAGCGCUCGGUUCUGGUGCCUUUGGAGGACUUGGCAGCCCAACAAUGGCGAGCACACCAGCUGGUGUGGUUGGAGGCUUACCCAACCCCAACCAUCAUGACCCGUGGAACCGUCUACACGGUGGCCCAUCUGUGUUCCCGCCCGGCCCCAGCUGGGCUAAAGGAGCAGAUAAGCGGGACGAUAGGGAUCGAGGGAAGGAAGGCGAGAGGAGAGACAUCCCCCACAUCAAGGAUGAAAAGGACAGAGACAAUAUGCUGUAUGGCCGACAACCUGUGAGAAUGUCUCCAGUUGCCUCUUCCUUCAAGCCCCGCAGUAGCACCCCAGUUUCCCACAUUAACGGCCACAGCAGUGCCCUGGGUGGGAGCAGUGGCCCCAUUGAGGACCUGACACGCAGCUUAAGUAGAGACAGAGAGCGCGAGCGAGACAGAGACGGAGAUAAGAGGCCAACGGUGUCUUCACGUGGGCUGCCUGUUGGCUCUUCAUCUUUAGUAGCAGACAGGGACAGACCGCGGUCUUCCUCGUCGUCUGUGCUCACUACUCCCCCUCCCUCCAACCGCUCAGCCCCAUCUCCUUUGGACCUUUACCCCCGCGCACUGGCCCCAACAACACACAGCCUCCACAACGAACCCUCACACUCCCAAAGAGACGGCAACCUCCCCUCUUCCUCCGCAGCUUCUGCCUCUGUCACUUCUUUGUCUCAGGCCAAGAAGUCUGACCGGACCACAACGCCCGUCUCCAAACCGCCACUGCUUCUUCCACCAGUUAAAGUCAAAGAGGAGCGGAAGGAGGAGCCGGAGCACAUCCCCAUCUCCCUGCCUCCCCCGGUGCAGAACCACAGCUUUGAACGGCCCAACAGCCAUCCACACCACCAUAGUUCUGGUACCCCUUCUUCCUCCUCUUUAUCACUGACUCCCACUCCUGGUGUUCCCCUAAUGCAACAUACUCCAAACCACGCUCCUUCCCACCAACACCUUUCCCUGCUGGAACGCUCCAGGGCCAUGGAAGCGUAUCUGGGGAGCACAGCAGGUGCAGGGUUGGUAAUGGGUCCAGGGGGAGAAUGUUUUGCCCAUGGUCCAGGCCAAGGACCACUGCAGGGUCCACAUAGCUUCACCUGGGAGCCCUGGAGGGAGCUUACACCUCAGCAGCAUCAUCAGCAUCAUCAGCAUCGCAGGGAGGCUUUGGCACUUCGGUCAGAGCCUCACCUGGCCCGACUGUUCCAUCACCACCCUCCGACUUCUACCUCCGCUGCCUCCAGCUCUGCUGUCCGCCAGGAGUUUGGCCUAAUGGCCCAUCACUUUGACCGCUCUCACCUCGGACACCCGGGCGGAGGGCUGAUCGAUGAGGAGCAGCGCACCCAGAUCCUGAGGGAAGACUUUGAGCGGGCUCGCUACUUUGGGAUGCACCCACACCUCCCUCCUGGCGCUCACCUCUCGGGCCCCUCUCAUGCUGCUACUGCCGCUCACCUGGGGCAGCUCCACCGCGGCCUUCUCGCCCACUCGCUCGCCCACGGCUCUCCUGCUGCCCAGCACCACGCUGGCCUCUACACCCGUCUCGGCUCACUGAACCCACACCACGUGCCCAACGGCAUCCUGGCAAAGACCCCUGCAGGCUUGGUGGGAGCCCUGGCAGUGGGGGCCCCGCCUCCGCUCAUUCCGUCCAUCACCAGCCGGUCGUCCACACCUCCCCGCGGUUCUAGACUUGGGCCAGGUGAGCUGGCACUGUACAGCGCCCACAAAGACGGAGAGUCCAGAUAGUACAGGGACAACACUGGAGGAGAUUAAGGGAAAUGUCAGGAUCACUGUGCUGCUCUCAACCUGCCCCCCUUUUCCUCUUGCAGACUACUAACCCCUGCCCUCCCAGUAACACAACCAAACCAGUUCCAGUCCCCUGCAAAAAAAAAAAAAAAGGGGGUAACCACGACUGGCUGGAGGUGAUGGUAGGGAGGGAAAUGCAAGACUUGGAAUAUGCGCAAUGGUUCUAUCAGUGCAAUUUAAAGGUACAUGGUUUCUGUGCAUCCUUGGUGUAUUUUUUAUUUUAUACUGGCUGUUGGUUAUUACAGUAGUCGAUUUCAGAAGCUGUACGAAGAGGCAGAGGACAGCUUUUUUUUUUUUUCAUUUGUCAGGUGAAUUAUGAUCCAUGCUACUUAGCAAGCCUUUUUUCCGGUUGGAUUGGAAAUGACUUCCAGAGGGAUGUACACUGUGAAAAAAAAACAAAAAAAAAAAAAAAAACAUGUCAAGGGUUCAUCCUCAGCUUGGUUAAAUACUCACGGGACAUUAUAAAGCCCUCCUCUACAUAAAUCACCCCUGAGUAGGCAUUGUGGAUGAGGGUCUUUAGAAAUACAGUGGUAACAGUGGUGCUUUCUGUUCUGUCUUUGUGUCUUUUUGUCAUUGUGAGAAGACAAAAUUACUGAUGACACCAUUUCAACGAAGAUCCGUAAGCAUCACACCUCAGUUUCCUGCUUUACCCCCCCCGCCCCCAAAAAAAAAAAAUCUAAACCCAAACCCCUCAGCUUCACUGAUAAUGAGAUUCAACCUCUUUUGGCUUGUUUUUUUUGUUUGUUUUCAAAGGAUGAAUGGCGAAAUGAACUGUGCUACACUGUGUGAGUGAACACGGUAUUUUAGAGCUUCCUGUAACUGUUUCCCCAGUCUCCUCUUGACUAUAUGUGCAGGACCAGAUUAUAGUAGUCUAGAGAAAUUGCCUUUGUAAUUAUUAUUCUUAACAUUAAUUAUCUUCUAUAAUAAUAAAUAUAUUCACUGUUAUGUUAUUUGUCUUUGUUUCGGGUAUCAACCAGUACUCUCUCUCUCCCCAGGUAGUAAUCUGUUUCAAAUCAUGCAAAAGACAAAGCAAAAGGCUUGCUUCACAAAACUUUUUAAUGCUCGUGAACAUUAAGCCGUAUCCAUUGCAACCUCUGGCCUCUUCAAGGAUCUCAUCUAGGACUUUAUUAUGCUCAGAGGGAGGUUUGCCUUGUGUGUCAUUGGUUGUGUGUUAUAUCCAUUUGGGACUCUGGGAGCCUUGUACAUUGAACUGUCGAGUUGUUUCAUCAACGAGAGUAAGUUAUAUACAUGGAUAAGUGGGACAUCUGCUGAAGAACUGAAAAAAAAAUAUAUGUACUUGUGUCAAAAAGACAGCUAGACAGUGGGUAUCCUGAGAGGGAAAAGACUGGGUCGAUUAUUUUAAUAUGACCAUUUUAUACCUUUCAAACCCCUCCCCUAGAGACCACAAAGAUUAAUUAUUAAAUGAAUUGUUGUUUA
Molecule: messenger RNA, 5211 nt
Organism: Morone saxatilis (striped sea-bass)
Lineage: Eukaryota; Metazoa; Chordata; Actinopteri; Moronidae
Gene: fbrs
Product: fibrosin
Source: RefSeq, a predicted model, not a curated record